AAUAUUUUAAUAUAUUAUUGUUUUUUCCCUAGUGCUUGUGAAUAAUAAUUGUUUUUUUUUUCGUUUUUCAUCAUGCACGUCUAUUUGUGUUCUCGCGUCACGCAGUUGUCGUGUUACAUUCAAGUUUGUAAAUGUUAUCACUUAAGCGUCCUAGUCAACAACGACCGUCGGCAUCACUCUUAUAAAUUGUAAAUUUUAAGCCGGGUUUCCACUAUAAUGCGUCGCGUAAUGUUGAGUAUAAAUAGAAUUAUAUUAUGUUUGACUUGUAGGUAAUGUAUUACCGAAAUUUUUUUACUUACAACAUUAUUAUACGAAAUAAACAGAAAACAAUACGAUACUGUUGUGGAAACCCGGUUUUACGUCGCGGGGUUUUGCCUAUCGUCUUACCUUGUCUAUUCCGACAGAACGUAAUUAUCAUAUUAUAAUGUUGUUACGUCGACGACGGCCAUUAUUAUUAUUAAUUAUUAUGAGUGUGCAACUAUGCGAGUACCAUGGUAUAAUAUGAAAAAUGUCAAUUUACUGGUUACUUCGUGCAAAUGAUGACAAAAUAACCUAGAAUACGUUGGCCUAGAACCGUUAGAAAAGAUAUUUAUGGUAUAUUCAAUUCUAUUUAUAAACAACUAUUCCACGGUGUUGGCGGGCUCAUAAAAAAAGAAUAACCGCAUGCAAAUCGUCAAGUAUAAUAAUAAUUCCAAAUGGACCGCAAACCGGACAACGACGGCGGUACGUCCGAUUUCGAAAUUCCGUUUUUCGACCUAGAGUCACAGCGGUUAGAAUUCGACACAAGCGCGGACGAAACGGAUUCUUCAAGUGUUUUUGACUGUAGCUUAGACGAAAGUUUUCAACAGAUUAAGAAUGACCUAGAACGACUUCACCGAUCGACCCCGAAAAAGAUGAAUUUUCAUCGACCCGCGUCAGCUUGUCCUAAUGAAUCGUCCGCUGUCGUUGAUGACGAGUUUCCCGAAAUUGAUAUCGACCAGAGGUUUGAUAUAAUGAAAGACAGGGUUAGAAAUUAUCGAUCUAAAGAGACGGAAACAUUGAGACGAUGCAUCAUCGAACUAAAUAACACUAUAGCUUGCGUAACAGACAACGAAGGUAUGGUCAAAAAGUGUGAACGUUUGGAAUUGGAUAUCUCAAAACAAGAGAAAAUCCAAUUGCUAAAAACUGACAUAGCUGCAAUAAAAAGUCGUUUGUUGUCAUUUUUGCGUAAUGAUCGAUUGGAUGCUAAUGUACAAAACAAAAAUGAACUUCAAGCUUUAAUCCACACAGCUAAGACUGAAUUAUCAAAUUUGGAUACUUAUUGGAAUAGUCGCAACAUAGUGGGCAUUACCGAAGAGUUAAACAGACACUUCAAUGAGUUGAACGAUUCAAAUAAUAUUUUGAAUCAUAUGAACAAAGAAGUCGCAGAUUUAUAUUCUAUUUAUACUAACACUAAACAAAGAUUAGAAAGUGAGAUAUUAAGAUAUCAGAAUGCAUUGAUCACAUGGGCUGAAUGUGACAAACAGUUAAUGGAACUUGAGAUGAAAUUCAAAGGUUUUAGUGAUGAUGGCGUUGUUGGUGGAAACCAAAAAUCUGGAUGUUUUGGAUCAACUUCUGACAGUGGCAUGUCAGAUUCAGGUUCAGAGCAUGAGCUUAAUGAGCAUGAAAAAAGAUUAAUUAACCUAAAACAACUAGCUAACAAUUUGAUGACUAUUAUGACUCCAGGCAGUGAAGCACUAUCAUCAAUAUUAGCUAGAAUAGAGAAUAAUGAAAAACAGUUAAAAGAACUACAGCAAACCUGCAAAGAUCUCAUAGGAAGAUCAGAACUUUGUAGUAAUGAUGACAAAUUGGAUAGCUGUGAAAGCCACAUUAACACCGAUAUUGUCGACGCGGACGUAGCGGCGGAGGAAACAAUUGCGGAAACGCCUCUCAAUAAGAAGAUCAAAGACAACACCGCACUACUCUGGCGCACGCUUCGGAUUGCUGUGCCGUUCUACCUGGCAGUCAUGAUCUUGUGCUCGAUCGGCUGGCUGGAACCUCAGUGCUGUGACCUACAGAACAACUACAAGUGGUCGUUCGCGUUAGGUCUCCGGUACAUGAACGGUCCGCCGCCAACGUGAUUCUCGGAACACCGAAAUUCGACAUCACUCCUUCCGAAUUGUUUUUGUACAUAAUUACCUAUAAAUAUUAUUUGUUAUUUCAUCAUCGCCGUCAAAAGCGGGGACGACGGUUCGGUAAUUGAUCGUUUGAGAGGAUAGUAUAGCGCACGCGCUAUACGAUGUUUUCACUCUCAUCCGACCCACCAUAUUACAUGUCCUCUCAUCAAAAUCAACAACAUUCCUAACAAUUAUAAUUUACCUUAACUAUAUAUACAUAUAUAUUAAAAAAUUAAAUAUUUUUUUCUUUUUUUUUUUUAAAUUAUUAUUCUAAUGUAUAUUUUGAAUGAUAUUACUGUUUUUUAUUGGAUAUCGUUUAGAACGAAUAUUUGCAAUUAAUGCGAAUCUUUAAGCGCUUAUUUUUAUCAUCAUAUAAUAAUAUACCUAUUUACAUAGGUUAUUUGUCAAAUGAGGUCAACAGUUAUUCGAUAGUUUCAAUUUGUUUUUAUAGUUUAUUUUGGUUUUUUUUAUCCAGACCAAUAUUACUUUGUUGUGACGAUCGAUUGAUUUUACUAUAUACUGAUGUUUUUUUUUUUUUUUUAAGUAUGAGAAUUCUUGUAAAAAAAAUCUAUUUAUAUCUGUAUAUAUUAUACUUAAAAUUUCAAUCUUACGCACUCGAUAGUACUUAUUAUCAAGUCAAAACAUUUUUUUAGUAUCGUGUGUGGAACACACUGAGGUUUCCAAUCCACUCCGUCGUCGCUGUUAAAGUAUGAGGAUGUAGUUUUCCGAAUGUUAUUU
Molecule: messenger RNA, 2873 nt
Organism: Melanaphis sacchari
Lineage: Eukaryota; Metazoa; Arthropoda; Insecta; Hemiptera; Aphididae
Gene: klar
Exons: 7
Coding region: 696-2099 (467 amino acids)
Cellular component (GO): membrane
Source: RefSeq, a predicted model, not a curated record